Aspergillus niger is the source of this 552-nucleotide messenger RNA. RefSeq lists its product as hypothetical. The transcript is spliced from 5 exons. The coding region runs from base 1 to 552 and encodes 183 amino acids. Lineage: Eukaryota; Fungi; Ascomycota; Eurotiomycetes; Eurotiales; Aspergillaceae. The record is from RefSeq and is a predicted model, not a curated record.
AUGGCUUGGUCCGGCGCCGACGCUGCCAGCCCUUCAAGCCUCAUCAGUCAUCCUGGGGUCGCAAAGGUGGCCCAUCCUCUUUCUCUCUAUCCUGAACCAGACAGGGGUGUGGUCUUGGCGGUCCGCAACUUCGGAACUAUAGACUCAGUUAGCCCGAAAGGCGGGCUUGCGGCCGAUUGUCGUCGAGCUCCCCUUGGGGAAAGCAUCGGCGGCGUAGACAGACAGUCUGAUCUUCCGUGUGGGCCGGUGGGAGGAGUGGGAGGGAGAGCGCGAGAGUCUAGGAGCGAGCCCAGAAGAGGUUCAGAUGCGCAAAGUCCGACUACCGGACGGAGCACGGAGUCCUCCGUUCAUGCUCGCAAAUUCCCUAUUGGACGCAAUCUCGUUAAUCGCGCGAUAUGCCGUCUUGAUCUCGUCCAUUCCCCUAAAUCGCAGCGCAGCUGCACAAAGUUUUCGCUACCAGAGAGUCGUCACGGUCAAUCAUCAGGCACGGAUUGGCGUACCGAUUUCCGACCUGCGACUAAAAGUGUCCCCAUCAUCUUAAAGGUGCCUUAG